Molecule: messenger RNA, 1718 nt
Organism: Salvia miltiorrhiza (redroot sage)
Lineage: Eukaryota; Viridiplantae; Streptophyta; Magnoliopsida; Lamiales; Lamiaceae
Product: arginine-specific demethylase JMJ20
Exons: 10
Coding region: 304-1713 (469 amino acids)
Biological process (GO): protein hydroxylation; negative regulation of gene expression; positive regulation of translational termination
Cellular component (GO): cytoplasm; nucleus
Molecular function (GO): sequence-specific DNA binding; histone H4R3 demethylase activity
Source: RefSeq, a predicted model, not a curated record
CAGGGCCAGCCCUGCUCAUUGAAAGUGAAGCUAUGAGAAUUUUGAGGCCCUGUCAUGGAUUAAGGAUAAAGGUUUGGAAUGGGUAGAUGAUGGUUGACGAUGCGAUCUUCUUGAGUGUUCAAGAUGAUGGUGAGUUCGGUGGCAUAAUUGUUAAUCGUCCGCUUCUCCUUGCAGAUUUUGAUAAUAUUCGAGAUUGUUACGUGCAACAAAAAAAAGGAAUGCAAAACUGGUGGGACCAAGAAACUGAGUGUUUUUUCGAUUACAAGCAAGAGUCGCAGGAGGAAGAGAGAGAGAGGAGCGACGAUGGGUCUCAAAAUCGAAGGAAAAGUGGAGAAGGUAAACGGGAAGGAACUGUCCUACGCCGAGUUUGUCGAAAAAUAUCUCGAUAAAAACCAGCCGGUAAUCCUAACCGGGCUCACGGACGAUUGGCGAGCACGCAAGGACUGGGUUUCCGGUGACGGAAAGCCUAAUCUCCGCUUCUUCUCCGACCAAUUCGGCGGCUCCAGAGUCCAGGUUGCGGAUUGUGCUAAGAGGGAAUUCACUGAUCAAAAGAGGUUGGAAAUGUCGGUUUCCGAAUUCAUCGAAAUUUGGAUUAACAGCUCGAACUCUGAUAAUGGCGGCGCUGAUGGAAAGCCGUUGCUGUAUUUGAAGGAUUGGCAUUUUGUUAAGGAGUACCCAGAUUAUGUUGCCUAUAGUACACCAGUUUUUUUCCGCGAUGAUUGGCUGAAUCUAUAUCUUGAUGAGUAUCAUAUGCAUGACGAUCCUGAGACUUACCGAGAAAGGAAUGAAGUCAAUUGCUCUGACUAUCGCUUUGUGUAUAUGGGAGCAAAAGGUACAUGGACUCCUCUUCAUGCCGAUGUGUUCAGAUCAUAUAGUUGGUCAGCAAAUGUAUGUGGCAGGAAGCAGUGGUAUUUUCUGUGUCCAAGUCAACAUCACCUCGUGUUUGACAGAUAUAUGAAGUCUGCUGUCUAUAAUAUCUUUGAAGAUGUUUGCAAAUCAAAGUACCCCGGAUUUGAAGAGGCAGUCUGGCUGGAAUGCACUCAGGAACGAGAUGAAAUCAUCUUCGUCCCCAGUGGCUGGUACCAUCAAGUUCACAAUCUGGAGGAUACAAUAUCAAUCAAUCACAACUGGUUCAAUGCGUACAGCAUUUCUUGGGUGUGGGGUUUGCUUUUGAGAGAAUAUCAUGAGGCUGCUGGAUAUAUUGAAGACCUCAAGGACAUAUGUGAUGAUUUUGAGGUGUUGUGUCAGAGAAAUCUUGCAGCUAAUGCAGGCAUGGAUUUCAGAGAUUUUUUCAUCUUCUUGUUUCGCUUUUCGUUAGCCAACUUUCUCCUACUCUACCAAAUAACAAGUUCUAAGGGAUUCCUCCACUGGUGUUCGUCUGAAGCGGCUCGGUUUUUACUUUUCAACCUUAAAAGUAUCAAAUGCAUUACUCUGCAGAUGAAAUCUGAAGCUGGGUGGCAAAAUUGUGGUUUUGCUGCCAUUGAUCUCGUAGAAACUAUUGAAGAUCCGGCAUUCAUGGACUUCUACAAUACUUUAGGAAUAGCUUAUAGCAUGAUGUAUAACUUUAGUGAAAUCGAUUUCAGUGAAAGUCGGAAUAUUUUAGAACACGAGCAAAUCAGUGUUCUUUACCCUUUUGGUUCCCACAUCUGUAAUCCUGACAAUCUAAUUACAUUUCUUGGCAAUGCCUUCAAACUAGUAGGAACCGAAGGUUGAUGAAA